AUGCCUCUGGACAUUGCUAACCAUGUUUUUGAAAAGUUGGAGCCUAUGGAUCUAUGGGUUUGUCGUAACGUGUGUCAAGGACUGAGACACGCUGUGGAUGGAUUUGGAAUUCAUUUUAACACAAUCGAAUUUAGUAUACAAGACAGAAGCAUUUGUAUUUCACUGGACAACGAAACUAUACACUACAAUCAACUGCCAAAUGAAAUAGACACAUCUGUGACUUACAAGAAUCAGGAAAAGAUUUUCGAAGGAAAAAACUACUUAGAAGUAGCGUUAAAGGACUUUGGAAUACUAUUGAAUUACACAUCGGAAUUGAAAAUAUCUGCUGAUCCCAAAUGCUACACCAGAAUGCAUUCGAAACUUCUUCUGAAAACUUGGAAAUGGCAAAAAUGGAAUCACGUCAAGAAACUAGACUUUUCGAUAGUACACCUUGAUUUUAUACUUGAUAUACUUCCACACUUCAAUUCUAAAGGGCUGGAAAGUAUAACAAUGCGGAGUAUUCACUUAGAUCAUCAAUUUGAACAAAUCACAAAAUUGGAUCAAUGGAAAAACACUAAAAUCUUACAUUUGAAAAAUGAAGCGAUGAAGUUGUGUCCUCCCUUUAAAUACCUAUUUCAAUUCACUGAGUUUGAUGUCAACGCAUUUUAUUUUUCAAUUCAAAAUGCUGUUCAAUUCAGAGAUGAUCUACUAAGAAGAAAAACAUUCGAAAAGUGCGCAGUCCGUUUUACUAGUUUAGAUGCACGUGAUUAUAGCAUUCAAUAUGCGAUUGUAUUCAAGCCGGACUAUCAUUACGAAGAUGAGUACGAAUAUUCAAACGAUAUGGGCAAACUUGCAUUCAGCUCUCCUUAUUAUGGAUUGUUCAUAAAGAGAUGUUGA
Molecule: messenger RNA, 876 nt
Organism: Caenorhabditis elegans
Lineage: Eukaryota; Metazoa; Nematoda; Chromadorea; Rhabditida; Rhabditidae
Gene: fbxa-28
Product: F-box domain-containing protein
Exons: 3
Coding region: 1-876 (291 amino acids)
Source: RefSeq, marked reviewed